AUUUCCUUACAUUUCCACAGUGUUUAAGUAGGGAGAACAUCACAUCAGCAAUCUGGCGUUUGUCUGAAGGGAGAUGGUACAAAAGACAGUUUAACACUGCUAGAACCUGCCGAAGAGGUAAAGAUUGUAAUACAUUUGUACUUUUUAACUAAGAGACUCUUAAUUGAAUGAAACAACGGUGAUUUUUUGAUGUAAAUCUACACGGACUACAUUGUGCUUUGUCAUUGCCAUCCACAUACUUCACCGAUUCUGGCCAUACAAAUAACUCGUACUACUGCUAUUUGUGAAUUGCAUUCUGCAUGAGGACUAAGUAGUACACGAUGACUUUAGUGAAGGAUUUAAGCGAAUUUUCAUCUUUUAAAUAACUGAGCACGUACUAAUAGGAAGGCCUGUGAUAGGCCUUAUGCUUCCGCACCCGCAGGCUAUUUUUGAGCUACACAAUGCGUCACAGCCAGCGCAUAAGAAACUCUAAAUUGAACAAUACAAAUAAUAAUGUUUUGGAUGAAGACAUCAAAGUUGGUUUGAUUGAUGAUUUAUUUUCCAGCUCUUUCCCCAAAAUAUGCCCGGAACAAGGAAGGACGGAAACUAAAACGGAAGAACUGCAACAAAAACAUUGUGAGAUGAUAACCAGAAAAAGAAAGCGGACCGAAGAAGCUAUACAUCUUGAAACCACAUCUUCCAAACCUGCUUCUAAAAAUACGGUAUGUGACGCCUUUGAAGUGUCUGAAAAUACCACUCGGGUUAACCAACAACAGCAGUUCUCCCAUGUGACGAGUGAGGAGCUGUCGGGACUGGAACUUUCGGAUUUGUUCGACAUUGAAGAUUUUAACUGGGAACUGGAUAAAGACCCCAGUUCUCCGCUUCUCGAAGUUGGUCUGGACGGGUUUCCACAUCAUGCCCCUGAUGACACAACAACGCAGCUGGAUUCUGACCUGAGCUCGUUUGGGUCGCUGCAAAACCUAAUGAACUCUGAAGGUGGCGCAACCGAUGCUCAAUAUCGGUUCCAAAAUCAACAGAGAAGUGGGCAAAAAACUCAGCAAUCUACAGUGGAUCUACCAGGGAGGAGCAACCGCAACGCUAUUGCUGCCAGAGUGAAUCGUUUGAAAAAGAAAGAGUACGUAAACGGAUUGGAAAAUAAAGUCACCAGUUUGGCGACGGAGAAUAAGGAGCUGAAAGAAGAGAAUAAACAACUAAGCAAGAGGUUGGGUGAGCUGGAAGACGAGACGAGGUACCUCAGGGCUGUCCUGGCUAACGAAAGCACGUUAGCCCAGCUUUUAAGCAGACUCGCCGGUGGGAAUGGGAUGAAGCUGUCUACCUCGCUUUUCAAGGAACCCAAAGAGAACGACCACGAUUACGCGCUUCCCGGGAAAAAGGUGAAGUUGGAGGAAAAGGAAACGUCCGGAGGGGUUUGUCUUCACGUCGAUAACAAUAUCGUCUCUGUGGAAUUCUGCUCUAAAUGUGCAGAAAGCGCAAACUCGUCGCAUAAAAUUUUUUUUCUAGGUGACUGUCUUGCCAUGCUGUGUUGGUGGGGGUUACAGAACAGCCAUGCACCUGACUCCAUGUGGAUACUGCUGUGGUGGAAGCUGAAGAAACGGGACCUGCUGCUGGCAUCUUGUCCUGAUUUUUAUUAAAAGCAAGCAUUCUCUGCAAAAAAAAGCUGUAGUCUAUUCCCAUCAUUAUGGAUUAAAUUGUGGUAAAUGUCCAUUUUAUGUUUUAUGCUACAUCUACAGUUCUAUAAUGCAUCUGUUUCGUCAUACUGUACAGUUGUAGCUGUGAGCCGUCAUGGGGGCGGGGAAGCAUUGCUUUAGCGGCAGUAUUGAUUUUGAAUUCAGGGACCACGACAGUUGUGUUUUUGUGGGUGUUUUACCAGGUCUAUGCAUUACAUCUGCACUGAUUUUCAGUGCACAAAGUGCUUAAUAUAUAAACAACAUUUUUUCCACCAAAAAUGUAACUGUUAGACCCGGCUAGAGGUCCAAUGUGAGUUUUUAGAGGCAUGUUUUAAGCACAAGGCAGUAACAGUAUCUUACUGAAAAACAUACUCUUCCAGUCAUCACUGAGUCUACUGAAUAAAAAUGAUUGAUUGACCCAUCAUAAUCGUGGUCUGGCACAAGUGUAAAGGCAAAUGCCAUUCAUCUGCAAUUAACAUCUAAGUUGAGGAAAUGUUUUAACUGCUGAAAAAGAUGAAUGUGUCUACUGAUUCACUUGAUGUUGAGGGUCCUUCCUUGAACCAUUUAAUACCUGUCGGUGAUGUUGGUAUCUAGCAACGCAUCUAAUGUGCGGAGAUAUCUGCCAAAGUUGUCCUUCUGCAAAAGAGCAACCACAUCUAACCUUUUUUUUUUUUUGUUUUUUUGUUUUUGUUUUUGUUUCCCAAUACAUAUUUGUAAAGUUUCUUCAAACACACACAAUUGACCUCAUCAGGGGCUCUGCCCACUCUAGUUACUGUUGCUAGGUCUGACAAACUGCAAAAUGACUCCAGACAAGGCUUCUGUACUUGACAUCCCGUCGACUUUCUCUUAUUGUCCGAAUGCGAGACAGAAGGCAAGGCAGUAUGUGUCAUCUAGAUACAUUAAGUGUAAAGCUCAAUACAAUUAAAAUUGAAGCUGUAGUUUACCGCUCAGUGGAAACAUGAGACUCCACACAAAAUAGUGUGUAGAGAGUUUGAUUAAAAACGCGCAGUACAGUUAUAAAGCAGCGUAAGAAAUCUAACUUUUAUAGAGUGAUAAGUGAAUAACAUUUGAAUUAAUUGCCGUUGUGUUGUAAUAAUUUUAAUGUUAGCUAAGGCAUUGCUUUAUUUGCUGCAAACGACAAUGCUAAAAACAAAAUAUGUCCCCGAUUCCAGGUUUAAUCAUUUCGUACUUCAAAAGCUUGCAACACAUGUUAAUGAAUAAAUACCAAAACAGAUGUUACGUUAUCUCGCCUAGCAUACUGUGGUCAAAGUUAAAUGUAUGCAUGUUCUAUUGCGGAUUCCAGUCGGUGUUGAAAAUCAGCAAGUAUAAUAAAAUACAUAUUUUACUAGAUUUGAGAAGUGUAAUUUAAACCAUUAUUGCCAUAAUAAUAAAACAAUCAUUGUCGAGCAGAACUAUGAAUAUAAUCUCAUUAAUAUUUAAUUCGUAAACUUCUAGUCCUUCCUGCGCUUUCACGUGUAUUACUGUGUCAUCCCGAUAUAACUAAGUUUGUUCUUAGCGUAUAGUGACAUUAAGAUCAUAUUUUCAGUAUAUUAUUUUUAACAUGUCAAUCUACCUAAAUGAAAGGGACACCAGGAAUAUGUGCCUUGAUUUCUUGUUUUUGUACCCUAUGAACUUUGGGGACUCGUAGUAAUUUACAUUUCUGUAAAGUUAUAGACUUUAAAAUAAAUUAAUAUUUUUUGGAUGUCUAAUAAAUACAUAUAUUCUUACCUUGGUGCAGACAAAUAAAUGCUUAGUCCCAUGAACUUUAUUCACGUUCAGCUGGUCUUGAGGUCGGCUGCAUAGCAUAAUCCAACGCUGGCAUUUUUCUUUUUGUGACCUUGGUUUCGGAAAAGGGAUGAACUUCACCCCUUGAAUCCUCUCGGGAUACCUUGUGUCGGAGUUGCAGGUACCCUAGGCACAUCAGUAAUUUAAGUGAUAGUCUGACUGGCGUCUCAGUGUAUUUCUAUGGCACUUAUUUGUUUGGUUGUUGGACCAUGGAACAGAUGUUCUUUGAGCUAGCGCUGUGAUUGGUUGGGUGAUGUCACCAGCGUAAGGUCAAUUGGUGGGCAACAUAUAUUUUUUACGGUAACCAUCCAUUCAGGGUAUGUGAAGUAAGGAUACCCGUAGGGGUCUAACUUGGGUUAAUUUGACCCCUCUAGGCAUUUGUACAUUUCAUACCUGUAAAGAAAAAAAUGGUGUGUUCCCUGAUCAGUUUUGCCAAAAUGUGAAUUUCUCUAUUGACACACAUAGUUAUGUCCAAAAGAUCGGCAUCACCUAGUGUUUUAGGAUUGAGAGAAAAAACAAAUGUAGACCUUUUAUUUAACAUUAUGUGAUCAAAGACGCUACAAAAUGAUAUCGCAAAAUCUACCGGGAGCCAUAAUUACUAAUUUUAUUUAUUUGAAAUGCCAACAUUUUCUAUUUGUUUUUUGUCAAGUGUAGGGAAAACUACAAACCGUUAUGUAGUUCAAUAUGUUAACAUAACAUUAUUCAGCAGAUUUGAUUCGAUUUUAUGAAGCACAAUUAGUUAAAUCUGUAGGGUGAUGCAAAACAUUUGGCCAUAGCUGUAUGUAAACAUUUCAUGGGACCAAUUUCAUCCUUCCUCUGUAUUGGUCUUCAAGGUUGACCCCAUAGAUUAAGUAAAGUCAGUAUUUGAAAAGCCAACGCAAGUCAAUUAGUUCUCAAGUACUACGCAGUGCACCAUAUAGUAUCGUGAAAUAAAGAAAACCCAUAUUUUACAGAAUAUUAUGGGGGGCACAUACUUUUCAUAUGAAAGGGAUUUGUUAUUGUUUCUUAGUAUAGGUUAUAUAAGCAGCAGUAAAAACAGUACACC
Acipenser ruthenus (sterlet) is the source of this 4497-nucleotide messenger RNA. RefSeq names its product CREB/ATF bZIP transcription factor-like. The record is from RefSeq and is a predicted model, not a curated record. The transcript has 4 exons. Gene Ontology annotation, biological process: regulation of DNA-templated transcription. Lineage: Eukaryota; Metazoa; Chordata; Actinopteri; Acipenseriformes; Acipenseridae. Gene Ontology annotation, molecular function: DNA-binding transcription factor activity. The coding region runs from base 441 to 1631 and encodes 396 amino acids.